Messenger RNA from Symbiodinium sp. CCMP2456, 432 nucleotides. The record is from the annotation of a GenBank genome assembly. Lineage: Eukaryota; Dinophyceae; Suessiales; Symbiodiniaceae.
GCGUGGCGCGUGCAUUCCUAUGGCAAGGAAGGGAACCCGGCGCAUGCCAUCAGCAACAUGACUCUGAACAUGGUCCCAGUUCCCGAGCCCAGGAAGGGGCAGGUCCUCGUCAAGGUCCAGAUGGCGGCCGUGAACCCGGUCGACUGGAAGCUCUUCGGCGGUGGCAUGCACAGCAUCUUUCCAGUGAGCUUCCCGUAUGUACCGGGUUUCGACAUCGCGGGAACAGUGGUGAAGGUUGGCGAAGGAGUGACCCGCCUGGCAGUGGGCGAUGAGAUCUGCGGGGACAUCGGCCUCCGCGAGACUUGCUGUCACGAUACACAGGCACCUUGGGGCACUUGCCAGCCGGGUAUGCCGUGGCGUUUGCGGACACUAUUGCAAAGCGUGAAGGCCUUAGCGCAGAAGAAGUGGUGGGUUUGCCGCUGGUGGGCCUGA